This is a messenger RNA of Prorocentrum cordatum, 979 nucleotides long. The record is from the annotation of a GenBank genome assembly. NCBI's taxonomy places the organism in Eukaryota, Dinophyceae, Prorocentrales, Prorocentraceae.
GAGGAGGAGGCCCGGCUCCGCGAGGCGGCGGCGGCCCAGCGGGAGGUCGAGGAGCGGCGGGAGCUGGAGGCACGGCUGGCGCAGCUGCGGCGGGAGGCGGAGGAGGCGCUGCGGCAGGCCCGCGGCCGGCAGGCCGAGCGCUCGGCAGAGGAGGCGCGCGAGGCUGCCGAGGCCCGGGACCGCGAGGACCUCGAGCGGCGGGAGGCGGCCAGGCUCCGCGAGGAGAGCGACGCGCGGUGGCGCGCGGAGGUGCGGGAGGCGGCGGCACAGCGCCGCGCGCUCGAGGCGGCCGAGGCCUCGGAGGCGCAGCUGCGGGAGGCCGAGGCCGCGGCGGCGAGGGCCGAGGAGCGGCGCCGCGAGCGCGCCGCGGCCGAGGCGGCCCAGGCGGCCGAGGCCGACGCGCGCAGGCGGCAGGCCGCCCGCGCCGCGGCCGAGCUGGAGCGGCUGGAGCGCGACCUGUGGAGGCACCGCGAGGCGCAGGAGCGGCGCAGGCGCGGCGAGGUCGCCGCCGCCCUGGAGGAGGAGGCCGCGCGGGCGGCGCAGCGGGCCGCGGCGGACGGGGCCUGGCGCGGCGAGGUCGAGGGCUUCCGCAGGCGGGCCGCCGCGGAGCACGCCGCCGAGGCCGAGGAGGAGCGACGGCUACGCGCCGAGGCCGCCGCGCUCGGCGCCGGCGAGGCCGAGCUGGUGGCCACGUCGGCGGCGGACCUGCCUCGGCUGCUGCGGGCGCUGCAGCGGCAGGGCGACCUGCGGCUGCAGGAGAGGCGGCGGACGAGGAGGAGCGCCGGGCCGCCGCGCAGAGGGAGGCGGCGCGCGAGGCGGCGCAGCGGAGGGCCCUCGAGGGCCGCCUCGAAGAGGCGGCGCGGGAGGAGGCGCGCGAGGCGGCCAGCUGGCGCGCCGCGGUGCGGGCCCGGAGGGCGGCGGCAGAGACGAGCGGCGAGGAGACCCUGUGGGGCCGCGGAAGUGGCGCGGCGUCCGCGGG